GUGUAUACAGUACAAAAAUUGUAGAUUAGGGUUGUAGACAAACUUAUAAAUAUGUGUAACGGCGACACAUUUCGCAAACGUGCUGAACGUCGAAACAGAGAUGACAUUCAAAGUAGCAGUUCUACUGGCCACUGUGCUAGCUAUCAGCCUCGCUGUGCCAACACCACGUCAUGAGUUCUCCGACUUCUUCAUACACGCGGAUCCUAACGCACGCAUAGUAGGGGGCAGCCAGGCGGCAGAGGGCAGUGUGCCCUACAUGGUGGCCAUGACCAGCGGCCUGAUGCUCCGCAGCUUACUCUGCGGAGGGUCACUGAUCAGCGCGCGGCACGUGCUCACCGCCGCACACUGUAUAGAUGCGGUCUACUCAAGCGGUGCUCUCAGCAGAUACCUCCGCGUGACGGUGGGCACGAACCGCUGGAACUCCGGUGGCCAGUCUUACAAUCUGUCGCGCAACGUUACCCACCCGAACUACGUCUCCACCACCAUCAAGAACGACAUCGGCAUCCUGGUGACAUCAACCAACGUCGUCUUUUCCAACCUUGUGCAGCCGGUAGUCCUCAGCUACGACCACAUUGGCGCUGGCGUCAGGUCCAAAGCUGCCGGCUGGGGAAGAACCAGACAAAGCGGUUCCAUGUCGGCAGCCCUGCAACGGUUGAUAGUGACGACGAUUGACGGGCAGCAAUGUGUCCGAGAUGUAGGGCAGCGCGCAGCCGAGCUCAACCUCCGAGCGCCGCCCGUUGAGCCCCACAUCGAGCUCUGCGUCUACCAUUCUCCCGGACACGGCAUGUGCAACGGUGACAGCGGCAGUGCUCUGGUCAUCGAGAGCAGCAGCCUCCAGAUCGGCAUUGUGUCUUGGGGGUUGCCGUGCGCGCGCGGCGCUCCCGACAUGUUCGUGCGCGUCAGCGCCUACAGGGAUUGGAUCACUCGCGCUAUGGUUAAUUACCACUUGUUUAAUGAUAAGAAUUUACAAUUACAUCGCUUCGGUGUCGCGACAACGAUGGUGUUUAAAUUUGAAGUCAUUUUACUAGUAUUAUUUGUUUCAAUUUUCGGAGCUACAUCAUACGAGUACGGCACGUCAGAUCUGUUUAUUCACGCGGAGUCCCGCGGGCGCAUUCUUGGCGGCGUGCCGGCGGACGAAGGCGCAGUCCCUUACAUCGCAGCAGUGGCCGUGGGGACCACUGUCCGUAGCUUCCUCUGCGCGGGCUCCCUGUUCACUACUAAGCAUAUCCUGACAGUCGCUCACUGUAUCACCGCCCUAUACCGCAAUGGGUCUCUUGUCAACUCUCUCAGUAUAACGGUGGGCACAAACAGCUGGAACUCUGGCGGUCAAACGUACAACAUCUCCGGUAACAUCACACAUCCGGACUUCGACCCGAAACUUGUCAUAAACGAUAUAGGAUUCCUGAUCGUCUCAACAGAUGUCGAUCUCAGUAAGAGCGUGCAGUUGAUCAUUUUGAGCUACGAGAACAUCGGAGCUGGCGUUGAAACGACAGUCGCCGGUUGGGGAAGAGUGAACAGAACGACACCUGUCUCCUCGGAGCUGCUGGAGCUGGAGAUGACGACAGUGGAAGGGCAGCAGUGUGCAAAAGAGGUGAAAGCAAAUGCCGCGAAGUUCCGAAUGCGAGUGCCACCAGUAGAGCCUCGCCUCAUGCUCUGCGCGUACCACUCGGUGAACCACGGCGUAUGCAACGGUGACAGCGGCAGUCCUUUAGUGGAAGUGAGUACUGGUAAGCAGAUCGGUCUGGUGUCGUGGGGAAUGCCGUGCGCGCUUGGGACGCCCGACAUGUUUACACGAGUCAGCGCAUAUCAAACAUGGAUCCAACAAACUAUGACUAUUUCUAAUAACACUGGAGCUGUUAAUGAAACUAAAGCAACGGAAACUUAAAUGAGGAUUUUCACUCAUAAUAAAGAACGGAGAUAUGUCUUAUUACAAUUGUU
Molecule: messenger RNA, 1938 nt
Organism: Papilio machaon (common yellow swallowtail)
Lineage: Eukaryota; Metazoa; Arthropoda; Insecta; Lepidoptera; Papilionidae
Exons: 11
Coding region: 101-1885 (594 amino acids)
Biological process (GO): proteolysis
Molecular function (GO): serine-type endopeptidase activity
Source: RefSeq, a predicted model, not a curated record